AUGUUAUUGCCAGUGAUAAUAAUAACAAUAAUAACAUUGACUGACGAUUCGGUGUUGGCAUCUGUAGAAAUUGAGCAACUUGCACCAAAACCCCACUGUUGCAUCGGAAACAAUUAUGCUGGGCAAGGACUGAUUGGAACGCAUUAUGACGUAAGCAGUGCACCAGUUGAGGUUAUCGAUUCUAAAACACUGCGCAUCAAGCAGUUCAGCUUCUCGGGAACGCAAGCUCCGGACGGAUGGAUUUUGGUUGGAGAAGGUGAAGUUGAUAAAGAAAUUGGUCAAAAGGCAGCUGUUCUACUUGCAGAUGGACAAGAAAAUUACUGUCCGAUUCUUGAAGACCACAGAGGCGAUGCAGAUUUGUUUGUACGCCUUCCGACGGGUGUAACAGUUUAUGAUAUAAAUUACUUGAGCGUUUAUUGUUAUGCAUAUGGUGUCGAUUUUGGGCAUGUCAACUUUAGAUUAUCGCCUGAUGAGAUAGCAGUUCCGGGAUACAUACCGCCAAUACGACAUUUGUCGCAACAGAUUCUGAAGCCAAUAAUUUGCUAA
Molecule: messenger RNA, 546 nt
Organism: Enterobius vermicularis (human pinworm)
Lineage: Eukaryota; Metazoa; Nematoda; Chromadorea; Rhabditida; Oxyuridae
Source: the annotation of a GenBank genome assembly